Messenger RNA from Phytophthora nicotianae INRA-310, 2275 nucleotides. RefSeq lists its product as hypothetical. The coding region runs from base 210 to 2072 and encodes 620 amino acids. Gene Ontology annotation, cellular component: cytoplasm; nucleus. Lineage: Eukaryota; Oomycota; Peronosporomycetes; Peronosporales; Peronosporaceae. The transcript has a single exon. The record is from RefSeq and is a predicted model, not a curated record. Gene Ontology annotation, molecular function: protein binding.
GCCUAUGAACACCACACACUUCCGCUUCGCCAUGCAAAUAGACGUGCUGCACAUCGUGACGAUUGAAUCGAUAACGAUAGCUCGCUUCGCAUUUCUCAAACCACAGUAUACAGUAAUGUGUGAUAUGGCGACCGAGUUGGCCGAUAUGCGCGGCUCGUCUUGAGCCCGGAAACUUCCUCACACUUUGCGUUUCGCCGCGAACCCACUAGAUGGGGAUUUUCUCUCGUGACACCAUCACUGAUUUCGUGCGAAGGGGGGACCUCGACGGCGUGCGUCGUCGCUUGGACUUGGGCGACGACGUGAACGAGCGUCGAGGGUUCCACAACACGCCACUGAUCGAGGCCGCACGGUACAACGUCGUGGACAUCCUGGAGCUGCUCAUAGCGCGCGGAGCGGACCUCGAAUUGGCCAACUCGAACGACCUCACGGCGCUCCAUGCGGCGAUCGACGAGAAGAGAGAGGCUACAGCCUUAGCAUUGGCUCGACACGGAGCCUGUGCGAAUAACGUAGGGCUGUUUGGACGGACUCCCCUGCAAUGCGCAAUACUUCGGGAUAUGCUGGAGGUCACAGAGGUUCUUCUAGCUCAUGGCGCCGACCCGAUGGCAGAGAGCGACUCUGCUAAGAUCGCUAUGGACUACGUUCGCGCUGGACCGAAUUGUGAAGAAUUUGAGAAACUAUUAAACGCUUAUUCUUCUCUAAAGGGAGCGAUUGGAGCUAUGAACGCCGAGGCGAUAACAGUGUGCUUACGGGAGAGAUUAACGGGCGACAGAGCUGCCAAAGUGUCGAGUAUUGACGCAGCUAUUCAACUAAAACAUAGCGAGGCAGUGACAAUUAUUCUUCAAAUGUCUUUGGCUUCUGACACUUUGGUUGAGAUGGUGGAGAAGCACAAGGAAGUGGAGCGUGGAGUCGAGCAAACGGAUGAUUUAAAGUGGCGAGAAGAGCUGAGAAAUCUUGGUGAGGACUUUGGAAGGGGAGUGUUGGCACUAUUGAUGGACUCGGGGGAUGUGGUUCUAUUGAAGCAAUUAGUGGAAGACACGACGUCCAAGUGGAUACAAAAUCUACGGCUUAGUAAUGGAUGGACCCCGCUGCAUUUGGCUGCGUCACAGACCAAUUUCGCACUUGUACGGUACCUCCUUGUGGACUGUGGUUGCAACCCGUUACUACUGUCUUCCGAUUCCAAAACAGCGUUCGAUUUUGCUGUAGAAAUUGACAAAAACAGUAAAGUUUCAUGGUUACUGCGAGAACAUAUCAAGCAACGCGCGUUUUGGGAGCGCGCAACGCUGAUUUUGAGUGCUGGUAAAGUAACGGUGACGAGGCUACGCCAAUUGAUGGGACUGAUGACUAGUGUCUAUGAUCUACAUAUCAUUUUUGGCUUGGCGCUAAGAACGCUAAGCGCUGGUGAGAUGCACACUGUUCUCUCAGAAGUUUUUGAUGAGGUUAUUCGAGCGAAACUGAUAGUUGAUCACCAAGCGAUUACGUUCUUUCAACUCGCACUUCGAGAGUGUAGACGCGAGAACUUUAUUGCUGAGGUGGAGCAGAUGAAGUGGGAUCUCAAAGCGACUAAAGUGAAGAGAGAAACGUCAGUCUGGGAUCGAGAAAUCAAGCGAUCACUGCUCGAGGCGGCGUGUACUGUCAGGAAAGCUGAGAGGAACACUGCAUUGGUUCAUAAACAGUUUAACUUGCUACGAGAAGAAAUGAAGCUGAGCGCGAUCAAGCCGCAUACACGCCAGCGGUAUAUUUCUCGUCUUUCUGUGGCGCUGAUUUUGUGCGGUGGAGCGGCUUACAACUUGGGUGCAUUGUUCGAUAUCUGUGACCCAGCCAAACUCUUGACUGUGUUGAGUGCAGACGAUGUGGAGGAUUUCCUUGCCGAGACAACGAGCACUUUUGUUUUUAAGACUGGAGUCGAAGCAGUGCUGAUUCAUUCUGCUAUUGAUCCGAUUGAUUUCGCACUCGCUCUCCGAAAUAUAGUUAAGCAAGAACAAUCGGAGUGUAUAGAGACCAAACGUUCCGCAUGGGAACCAUGCGACCGCGAGAGCUUCGAUUCCACCGAAGACGUCCUGCAAGUACCGUAAGACUAGCAGUCUUGCUACCGGUACUAUUACGUCAAGUAUGUACAUUAUAGUGUUAGUUUUCCGUUGAACUACUAGUAAAUAGUAUUUAUGUUUAGCUUUGUCAUGUAUUGAAGUAUUAAUAACUUCUUGACUCAAGAUGCGAUAGUCUAUUGUGGACCUGGGUGUGCACUUAGCACGUUGGAAAAAAAUAUAGCGUCCGUUUC